AUGACGGACUCACCUGGUGGUCGAGGGUCGAAAUCUCUCAUGGAGAAUCUGCUCGGUCUUCUCCGCAUCCGCGUCAAGCGCGGCGUUAACCUCGCCGUCCGCGACGUCCGUAGCAGCGAUCCUUACAUCGUUAUCAAGAUGGGCAAACAGAAACUGAAGACUCGUGUGAUUAAAAAGGAUGUUAAUCCAGAGUGGAAUGAAGAUCUUACUCUUUCUGUUACGGACCCUUCUAUUCCAGUCAAGCUGACUGUGUAUGAUCACGAUACGUUCAGCAAGGAUGAUAAAAUGGGGGAUGCAGAGUUCGACAUAGUACCUUAUAUUGAGGCAUUGAAGAUGGAUUAUGGAGGCAUCCCAAGCGGCACGAUUAUAACAAGAGUACAACCUUGCAGGCAAAACUGCCUAUCUGAGGAGAGCUGCGUCCGCUGGAGCGAAGGCAAGGUCAUCCAAGAUCUCUGUCUCAGAUUGAGAAAUGUGGAAUGCGGUGAAGUUGAAAUCCAGUUGCAGUGGAUCGAUCUUCCUGGUUCCAAGGGCUUAUCAUGAAUGACCAUUCUGUAUGUAUGUUUUCUGUCUUAUUUAUUAUAUGGGCUGCUUGCAAGCUUCUACCACCUGAAACCGAAAUCAACUUGGAGUGGAGUGGUUUUCUUUCAUGGCUGGAUUGGUUUGUUCAUGUAUAUGUAUAACAGAAUCAACAAUGCUUGUACUUUGAUUCGACUAAUGGUUGGUUUUAAGCUUGUAACUCAUUAAAAUAGGUUGAACAAUUUGGGGAUCUUGUUAUCAUAAAAUACUGAGUGAGUUGCAUGUACCCCUUUCACAUGUUGCUGGUUACAUCUCAAGCUUCUAGCUCAUUCUUAUGGGAGACUAUAUAGCAAUAUAAUAAGCCUUCUUUCGCAAUGGGUGAUAGAAUUUAUGCAGAACUCUGCUUUGCUCUGUUGCAU
Fragaria vesca subsp. vesca is the source of this 935-nucleotide messenger RNA. RefSeq names its product probable ADP-ribosylation factor GTPase-activating protein AGD11-like. The record is from RefSeq and is a predicted model, not a curated record. Bases 1 to 540 code for a protein of 179 amino acids. Lineage: Eukaryota; Viridiplantae; Streptophyta; Magnoliopsida; Rosales; Rosaceae. The transcript has 3 exons.